Molecule: messenger RNA, 1656 nt
Organism: Labrus bergylta (ballan wrasse)
Lineage: Eukaryota; Metazoa; Chordata; Actinopteri; Labriformes; Labridae
Gene: il22ra2
Product: interleukin 22 receptor, alpha 2
Biological process (GO): cytokine-mediated signaling pathway
Cellular component (GO): plasma membrane
Molecular function (GO): cytokine receptor activity; protein binding
Source: RefSeq, a predicted model, not a curated record
UUCAUGUGGCUGGCAGCUUCAGUCAAGGGUCGCUCGCUCUUUGUUGGCUUGCUGUCUGUGCUCCACCAACAGCAUCAACACAAUGAUCCACCUCCUGAUGGGAGCCGCGUUGUUGGGAAGUCUGGAUGUCUCUGUCACAGAACAAGUUCCAGUGAUGCUUGCUCCGCCCACCCAGGUGAGGUUUGACUCUGUGAACUAUAAAAACAUCCUGCGCUGGACUCCACCCAACACCAGCCACCCACUGCUGUACUACAUUCAAUGGAAGAUUUAUGGAGAGCCUGAAUGGUUGGAUGUGGAUGGCUGUCAGGGGAUACAAAAGCUCCAGUGUGACCUCAGCACUGUGACCUCUGAACCCAGAGAGUGGUACUACGCCCGAGUGCACGUCUCCUCCCUGCCCUCCAGCAAAUCAGCCUGGGUUCUCUCCCCGAGAUUCAGCCCACGUUGGGACACAAAGAUCAGCCCUCCCGCUCUGAGGCUUAAUGUCACAAAUCAAGGGGUGGUGGUCAGCGUGAGAUCCCCCAAAGCUCUGGUCAAGAAGAUGCAACGCAGGCUGCAUUACAAGAUUUACCUCACACACACAAGUGGACAGGAGGACGUGCUUGAGAUGGAGUGCUGCUCUAACAAGCUGAAUCUGAAGGAGCUAAAACACGAAGAGAGAUACUGCCUCCAAGCUCAGACCACCAUCCCCCACCAGGCCAAGAGCAGCCCUCUUAGCUCCUUGAAAUGUGUCACUGCACCCUAAUCACACAGAAAAACUUCCAACAUGAUGCAUUGAGGGACUGCAAUUAUAUCGGUUUAGCUUUGAUUUUUGUUUUUACCACUACCUCGACGGCUGCAGUCAAAAAAGUCAGUGCCAAAAAAUGUGACUCACUUUAUCAUGAAAGGCAUUAAGAAUCGCACAUUUUUGUUUGAACAGUAGGGUCGAAUUUAACUUUGAGUGCGCAGAAUAUUUGAGGUGAAUGGUUUUAUCCUCCUAUAAUCUUUAGCUGAAUUGCUUCAAUCACAAGUAUAAUUGUUUUGUCUUUUUCUUAAAAUUUUUGGCUUUGUUUUGUUACUUUUCAAAAUAUGUCUUCGGACAUAGGACAGUGACAGUGACAUGGAGUUGUAUCAAUUGGCUUGCUUAUAACGAAACACUAACUUUUUUUGUUGUUGUCCCAUCUGGUGAUAUCACCCAGAAUGCCAAAUGUAAUAUUCUUAAACAAUAAAUGAAGUUAUAUCUUUAAAUAAACUCACAAGUCUUAGUAAGGGAAGUAGUUCAGACAUUUAAAAGUGUACAAGAAUACAUAAUCUUUGGCUCCCCACCCCCCCAAUAUUGAGUUUAUAGUUAUUCAGUAAUCAGAUUUGAAUUAGUCAGGACUAAUGAUUUACAUAAUCACUUCUAAAUGGAGUCAAUUCAUGACCACCAGAUGAAUAUUUGGAUUUAACGUUGAACAUUGUUCAUUUCAUUUGUACUUGAUCAAAUGUAGUUUGAUUAAUUUAAAGUUUUAUUUCCCUUGUGUAUCUUAUCCAUGUGUGACAAUCAAUGAGUAUCAUAUUGAGUUUUUUUGCAAAGAGCUUUAGUGUAAAACUGUUCAAAUGCACAACUCUAAGAAUGUAACAUGCAAAAUGUAGUUGUUGGAAAUCUCAUCGCAAAUAAAGACACGCUGGUUAAUUCUG